AUGCCAGAAGAUAUUAACAGUGAGAAUUACGAGCCCGACACAAAUGUGCAGGCGGAUGAAGUUUACGUGAAGGAGAAGUUUGAAGAUACCUCGCCUCAAGCCCAGCAAAAGGUGGAGCACGAGCUAACUAGGUGGCAGGCCAUUAAGGAAUAUCCAAAGUCUUUCGGAUGGUGUAUGGGAAUUGUUUGGGCAAUGAUUUUGGUUGGUUACGAGAACCAAGCUUCGGGUAUUGUGUUAUCAAUUCCACAGUUUAGACAGGACUUUGGCUACUAUUAUGAUGGUUCGUACGUGCUUCCUUCCAACUGGCAGUCGGCCAUUACUGGUGGUCCUUUAGGAGCCAUCGCCCUUUCCUCGUUUUGCUCCUCAUACUUGUCUGAUCGGUUUGGAAGAAAAUGGGUGCUCAGUUUUGCCAUUUUGUUCACAAUUCCUUUCGUCACGAUGGAAUUUGUGGCUACCACCAUCCAAAUCUUCUUUGUCGGAAAGUUUCUUAACGCUCUUUGUCUCGGUGUCAUUUCUACAAUUGGUAUUACAAUGGCUUCCGAAUACAGUCCCAUGGCUUUGAGAGGUUUCAUUGUUGCUUGCUGUUCGCUUUCUCUUUGUGUUGGUCCAUUCAUCUGCUAUUUGAUUAACAACACCACCAGUGCCUACACAACCAGGAUGGCAUAUAGAGGUGUUUUUCUUCCUCAGUGGAUAUUCUCAAUAACUUGCCUACCCUUAUUCUUUAUGCCGGAGUCUCCUUUCUGGCUUCUCAAGGUCAACAGGCAUGAUGCUGCCAGGAAGAGCUUGCUCAGACUAUUCAAUCCUGUCCAGGCUGAGCAACAGUUUGGCUUGAUGUUAACGACCGUUGAAGAAUCCAUCAAAAUAUCCGAUUCUAGUACUUACGCAGACUGUUUUAGGAAGAAGGAUAUCAGAAGAACCCUGAUUGUGCUUUUUUAG
Brettanomyces nanus is the source of this 936-nucleotide messenger RNA. RefSeq lists its product as uncharacterized. Gene Ontology annotation, biological process: carbohydrate transport; transmembrane transport. Lineage: Eukaryota; Fungi; Ascomycota; Pichiomycetes; Pichiales; Pichiaceae. Gene Ontology annotation, cellular component: membrane. Gene Ontology annotation, molecular function: carbohydrate:proton symporter activity. The transcript has a single exon. The record is from RefSeq and is a predicted model, not a curated record. The coding region runs from base 1 to 936 and encodes 311 amino acids.